AUGGUGAACCCUGAAGACGUGGCGGUCGCGCUUGAGAUGGAGGACUUCCUUUUCCGCCCGGUCGACCAGGUCGCCCACAUGCAGAACAUGCUCGACGUGGUGAUGUCGUGGUCGGGUAGCAUCGACGAACAGGAGGUCAAGACUACCAUCGAGAGUGGUGGGCCACAGGCAAUGGCGGGCUUGCCGGACGUGCUGAAGAUUCCUCAGGGAGCGCCUGCGAGUGUGAAGGCGCAGUUCGUCGUCCAGCGAGCCGGUAUGGGGCGGUACAACGUGCUGCGCCAUUUCAUCUUCAAGCACGGUAGCAACCUGAAGCGUGCAGAUGCGCACCUGUACACCAUGGGCCAGUCGGCGACGUUCCCUGCGGCCGAGGAAAACAACACGUGGGGCCAGCGGAAGAACUUCAACGCGAUGCUCGACCGCCUGCCUGGAUUCCACGUUCGCCAUUUCAGUGUGGCCCGCAAGGAGCAUCCGAAAGAUCAGCAAGGGAAGGGGUGGGACCCGACGCCAGAAGAGAUCCGCGACGGCUUCGCAUACAUCCGCGAGCACUACCAUGAGAUUGCCGGCUCGAGUGCGAUCGAAGCUCAGGAGUGGGUGCUGCUGCAGACUAAGGUCCGGUCAAGCGCCUGCUAUGGGUGGCCGACUAGCCAGGUCGAGAAGGCGUUGGUGAACAUGGACAAGGCAUUUGCCUCGGCCGAUGUAGACACUUUCUUCCCGCUGACGUCGCACGACCUGCACCCUGUCAUCCAGGAUAUGCUGCUGCCAUUGAUCUAUGCCUUCGCCCCGCUCUCUGGCGCCAUGGUCCUUGGUGCUCCCGGAGUGGGGAAGACUCCCCUGUGCCAGAUCGCAGCCAUGGCCUGGGGUCGAUACGUGACGCGGAGCAAGGGCAUCGACAGAAAGCCUGGCUACCGACGCGGGAAACAGAUGGAUGUGUUCCGUGACAAAGCGACUCCUGUCUAUGAGGGUAUACUGCUCGACGAUCCGUCUCUGGACCGCAUCGAUGUGGAGGACCUGAAGGCCUUCGGCACCAUCCACACAGCGGGCCAUUCUGACGCGAGAUGCACCUUUCCAAAAUGGGCAAAGGGACAGUUUCACGCGCUUCUCAGCAAUAGUUGGACUGAAGAUGCCGAGCCGCCGCCCUCGGCUGGAUUCUUCGUCGACCCGCAGCUCUUCAUGAAGAUGCUCGAGAAGCCUUUCGGCUACCUCAGCCAAUCGCACAGGCUCGCCCUCACCAAGCGGUACGUUCUGAUCGUCGUCGGCCGGCACGGUCUGUAUGUGCGGGCGCCCAGCUCCGACGACGCUGCCCAAAUCUUUAAGUUCACCCAGGGCGACGUCGCGUCCGACUUCUUGCUGCCUGGCAACAAGGGCGCCCUGGCCGGGUUCUACCAGGGCAUGGACCACGAGGACUGCGUGCACCCAGACUAUGCGCUGCACGUCGGAAAUGAAUACAGUCUCGUAUGCGAGGUGCAGGAGGCGGUGCGGCAGAAGACCUCAGAGGAAAUCGCCUCGUGGUGGGCGAAUCGCACGGCCGACCUUCUAUCAUCAGCCAGCGCCGCGCAAGCCGCACCUUCGACGCACCGCGUUCCCGCAACUGCCGGCGCGCCGGCGUCCGACUCCGGCGGCGUGCGCGCGCGGGCGGAUGCUGACGGCCAGUACCGCUUCCGCCUGCCGGCCGCGGGGUCGCUGGCGCCGACAGGUAUGUCGCGCCGCGCGUUCCGAUACCCUCUCCCCACGAAGCGCGAGCGCGUGGAGGAGUUGGAUCCGGCCGACGCACCUGAUGGCUCGAGACCGAAGAGGGAUCCCGGCAGCGCCGCUGCGGGGCAUGCAUCGGACAGCGCCAGCGUCGCCAGGUCCGCGUCGGGCGCGGCGGCCGCGAGACCGAAGAGAGAGCCAGGCAGUCCCGCUGCGGCGCCCGCCGCAGCCAGCGCCAGCGGCGCCGUGAUCGACGUUCUCUCAAGCGGGGACGAGAGCGAGGCCCAGGGCGAGCCGCCCGCCCGCCUCCCGCGGGGGGCCCGCCUGUACGACAGACCACUCGGCUCCGCCCUGUCGAUGCAGGUCCGCCCCGAGAAUGUGCUGCAAUGCCCAGACUGCUGCCUCCUGGAUGCCCUCAACGCCAUUGGCGUUCCCGUGCCCUACGAUCGCCCGGGCCCCUACACUCUGGGCGAGGCAGAAGCUAUCAUCAGCAUCUUCGGUUUGUCGUUUCUCCGCUCGCGACCGCGGUCGGCCAAGGGCUCCCAGACCGGGCGCUACGUCAUCGUUUACGAUGCCGCGCCCGAGCACCCAGGGCACGCCGUCGGCUGCAUUGUUGAGAAAGGCCGCGCGCAUUUCAUCGACGGCCUGCGAGAGCAGAUCAGCGUGGGCCAUUCCGCCUGGCACCUGCUGCCCGACGGCACGCCUUCGGAGAGUUGUGAGUGA
This is a messenger RNA of Prorocentrum cordatum, 2412 nucleotides long. NCBI's taxonomy places the organism in Eukaryota, Dinophyceae, Prorocentrales, Prorocentraceae. The record is from the annotation of a GenBank genome assembly.